Henningerozyma blattae CBS 6284 is the source of this 1920-nucleotide messenger RNA. It is a transcript of the gene UTP5, whose product is annotated as Utp5p. The transcript has a single exon. Gene Ontology annotation, molecular function: protein binding. Lineage: Eukaryota; Fungi; Ascomycota; Saccharomycetes; Saccharomycetales; Saccharomycetaceae. Gene Ontology annotation, cellular component: nucleolus. Gene Ontology annotation, biological process: maturation of SSU-rRNA from tricistronic rRNA transcript (SSU-rRNA, 5.8S rRNA, LSU-rRNA). Bases 1 to 1920 code for a protein of 639 amino acids. The record is from RefSeq and is a predicted model, not a curated record.
AUGUCUAGCAAUACUACUCCAAUAGUUCUGUCUAGCUAUGAUGCCUCGGGCCAAUAUUUUGGCUACGUUUCUGUUGCUUUAGAUAGACAAAGAAUCGCAAUCGAACCUGUUCAAAAGAGUGGAAAUUUAUCAACUAUUGUUGGUGCUGAUAACAAUUACUUUUUAUUAGAUGACUCAAGUCACAACGUUUCUACUUUGGAAUGGUACUAUUCUUCUAGCGCCGAUGCUCAGUGUAUUGCUUUGGGUUUAAAUAUAGGUGAAAUUUGGAUCUAUUCACCACUUGCGAACGAUGUUAUACAUAAAUUUUCUACAGGUAAUUCUCGUGCAAUUAAAGAUAUUAAAGUUCAAGGCAAUAGUUUAUGGUGUAUUGAUGCAGACGAUGUCUUUUAUGAAUUCGAUAUAGAGAAUUUUCAAUUAACACAGCAUUUUAAGGUAGAAAACUGUUUUCAAUUGAAUAAGUUAUGUCUUUUACCUAAAGAUUCGAAAAAAUUAUUAGUUGCAUCUCAUUCAAUUUACUUGGUCGAUAUUUCCAAAAAAGAAAUUAUUCUAACAUUCCCUGGCCAUGUCUUACCAGUUACUAUUCUCAAAUUGCUAUCUAGCGACUUUUUCUUGAGUGGUGCACACAAUGAUAGAUUUUUAAAUGUUUAUGAUCUCAAUACUGGUUUAGCUAAAUCUAUUUUAGUUGCUCAGUCGAACGUUCUAGAGCUAUCUCAUAUUGGCCAAGAUAAUAUUGCAAUUACAACAGAAGAUGGAAUGGUAGAACUAUUUAUCGAUCCAUUAGUUAAUAAUAAGAUAAAAAGAAGAGCCGCAAAAUCUAAGCAAUCUAAUAAACAAAUCAGGUUUAAAGCGGAUCGGGAAAUUCCUACCCCAGUGAUUAAUGUUUUUAUCAAUCAAGAUAUUUUGAAUGUCACACUGGUACAAGGUGCAUCUGUCCCAAUUUUUAAACAAUUUCAAUAUAAGGAACUACCUUCUGAACAUACUGAAAUGGUUUCAUUAUUAAUAAGUAACAAGAGUUCAAAUAAGUUACUAUAUACUAAUGAUGUUUCUUCAGCAAUCAAUUAUGCAGAGCGUAGCGUCAAAGUUACAUCUGGUGAUAACUUUAAGCAUGUUACAGACGCUAUAAAGGAGUGGGAAUUAGAAGGAGAUGAAGAAGAGAAAAAGGGUGAAGAUGGACCAGUUUUUAAAGCGUUUAUUGAUGAUUUAGAUUCUAUGUCACUGCAAAACAUCGCAAGUAAAACUGGUAAAAAAAUCAAAGGUGGAAAUUUUGAAAAGAGAGCUGCUGGUACUAUGUCUGUUGUUUUAACACAAGCAUUACAAUCAAAUGAUCACACUCUCUUAGAAACUGUAUUAAGCCGUUCAAAUACAAAUGCCAUUAAAGAUACUAUUUUUAGAUUAAAACCCGUUUUAGCUGUUGUGUUAUUGGAAAGAUUAGCUGAAAAAAUUGCUAGACAGACACAUAGACAAGAUCAACUUAGUGUUUGGAUCAAAUGGUGCUUGAUCGUACACGGUGGUUAUUUAGUUACCGUUCCUAAUUUGAUUUCUUCAUUAUCCUCCCUUUAUUCAACCUUAAAAAGACGCUCUGAUUUAUUACCAACAUUUUUAGGAUUACAAAGUAGAUUACUCAAAACCUUAAAUACGUUAUCUGUUGCUGAAGAACUUUUAUUAGAUAAACAAAAAGAUGAUGAAUACUUGAAACAGGAAGAAGAAUAUGUUGAAUAUAACGAAGAAUUAGAUGAUGCGGGCUUAAUAGAUGACGGUGAAGAAGAUUAUGAAGAAUACGAAGAUAGUAAUGAUGAGGAUGAUGGAAGCGAUGACGACGCUGAAGAGAAUAUUGAGCAUUCUGAGAAACUAACACAGGAAUAUUUAGAUGCAAGUGAUAAAGAGGAGGAAGGAGGCUACAGUGAUCUUGAAACUGUUUAA